Molecule: messenger RNA, 534 nt
Organism: Drosophila takahashii
Lineage: Eukaryota; Metazoa; Arthropoda; Insecta; Diptera; Drosophilidae
Source: RefSeq, a predicted model, not a curated record
AUGUGUUCAAAGCUAAAAAAUAUAGUUAAACUGAUUGUUAUUUUGUGCCUCGUAGCACAAAUUACUUCAAAAUUUGAAUUUACCAAUAUCAAAUGCAGUAGUCUGGAUACACAUUUUACAGCAUUUGAGUAUUGCUACAUUAAAUCAAUAAAUCGAACUUAUAAAUAUGUUUCCAUUAAAGCGAAUUUAUUCGAAACUCCUGUGACUAAAGUAAACUUUGCCAUGUACAAAAGAGUGAAUGGUUACUUGCCGUUUCUCUACAAUAUAACAGUGGACUCAUGUCGUUUCCUGAAAAAUACCACUUCCCAACCGAUUGCAAAGUUCUUUUAUGAACUCAUCAAAUCUAACUCCAACAUAAACCACUCGUGCCCCUACAAUCAUGAUGUCAUGAUCGAAAAGUUAUCCGCUGGGUCCAUAAAUCACCAAAUACUAAACGUUUUACCAGUUCCCGAAGGUCGAUACUUGAUUCAAACUCACUGGUACGCCUACGAUAUUCUUCGAGCCAGCAUUGGGUUUUAUGGAACCAUUUCUUAA